Messenger RNA from Pseudopodoces humilis (Tibetan ground-tit), 2113 nucleotides. NCBI's taxonomy places the organism in Eukaryota, Metazoa, Chordata, Aves, Passeriformes, Paridae. The record is from RefSeq and is a predicted model, not a curated record.
UUUCCCCAUUUUUUCCCCAUUUUUUUCCCGUUUUUUCCCCAGUUUUUCCCCUUUUUUUCCCCUCAUGGAAUCCCAAUGCGAUUAUUCCAUGUAUUUCCCCGCCGUUCCCUUCCCUCCCCGGGAAUUCCUGGCCGGAGAAUCCUCGGGAUAUCGAUCCCUCCCCCGCCGGAAUCACCUUUACCUGGGCGAAACCGUGCGAUUCCUGCUGGUCCUGAGGAAAAACCCCGGGAAUCCCGACAAAAACCCCGGGAAUCCCGACAAAAACCCCGGGAAUCCCGACAAAAACCCCGGGAAUCCCGACAAAAACCCCGGGAAUUCCGCCAACAUCCCGGGAAAAACCCCCUGGAUCCAGUUGGCUUCGUCUUUAUCCGCCUUGGCCACCGUCACCUGCGGCGACAACGCCGGCAAAAACCGGGAUGAGGAGGAAAACGACGCAAAUCCCGGGAAUUUUGGGAAUGACGAGCGAGAGGAUUCCAAGGAGCCGCCGGUUUUCCGGGAAUGCCGCGCGCUGCUGACCCAUUCCAGGGGCCCGCCGGGAUCCGCCGGAGCUGGGCUGCCCGUGGACGAUCCCAUCGUCUCCUCGGACGAGAUCAUCUUCCCGCUCACCGUGGCCCUGGACCGGCUCCCGCCCGCCACCGCCAAGGCCAAGAUCGUGGUGACCGUGUGGCAGCGGGACACGGAGCCACCAGAGCUACAGGAGGAGGUGACAGCGCCACCCCAGGUGACAACAACAACACCCGGCCAGGUGACAGCGCCACCCCAGGUGACAACAACAACACCCGGCCAGGUGACAGCGCCACCGCAGGUGACAACACCCGGCCAGGUGACAGCGCCACCGCAGGUGACAACAACAACACCCGGCCAGGUGACAGCGCCACCGCAGGUGACAACAACAACACCCGGCCAGGUGACAGCGCCACCGCAGGUGACAAUGACAGGGACAGGGGGGUACCUGAGGCUCCUCCAGGGCCGCGCCCCCGGCCAGGUGUUCCGGCAGCAGCACGGCGCCUUCAAGGCACAAGUGUCCACUCUGCUGACGGUGCUGCCACCGCCGCGCGUCCGCUGCCGCCAGGUGACCGUGUCCGGCAAAUACCUGACCGUGCUGAAAGUGCUGAAUGGCAGCUCGCAGGAGGAGCUCUCUCUCUGGGACGUUCAGAUCCUGCCCAAUUUCAACGCCAGUUACCUGCCCGUGAUGCCCGACGGCUCCGUCCUGCUGGUGGAUGACGUGUGCCACCACUCCGGGGAGGUCCCCGUGGGCGCCUUCUGCCGCGUCCCCGGUGGCCAGGCGGGGUGGCCGUGUCCCCUCAGCGCCCUGGAGGAGCAGAACUUCCUGUUCCAGCUGCAGGCGCCCGAGAGACCCCCCUGUGACAGCAAGGAGGGUCUGGAGGUGCCGCUGGUGGCCGUGGUUCGGUGGUCGACGCCCAAGCUGCCGUUCACCAACAGCAUCGUCACCCACUACAGGUUGCCCAGCAUCCGUCUGGAGCGGCCGCGCUUCGUGAUGACGGCCACCUGCGAGUCCCCCGUGGUGGCCCUGCAGCGUUUCAGUGUCACCUACACCCUGCUCAACGACCUGCAGGACUUCCUGGCCGUCAGGCUGGUCUGGACACCCGAGGCCACCGCUGGGAAGUCCCGUGGCUCCCUGGACUCCGUGGUUUGUCACACCCCGCUCACCAACCUGGGCUAUUCCCGCAAGGGCAGCGCUCGCACGUUCCGCGUGGCGUUCCAGGCUCUGCGCGCCGGCCUCUUCGAGUUGUCCCAGCACAUGAAGCUGAAGCUCCAGUUCACGGCCAGUGUCACCAGUGCCCCCCCCGAGGCCCGCCCAGUUUCCAGGAAGAGCAGUCCCAGUUCCCCGGCCGUGCGGGAACUGGUGGCCGGACUGGGACGCUCCCAGAGCUUCUCCCACCAGCAGCCGGCCCGGAGCCACCUGAUGAGGUCCGGCAGUGUGAUGGAGCGCAGGGCCAUCACCCCCCCCGUGGGGUCCCCCGUGGGACGUCCCCUGUACCUGCCCGCAGGUGACAAAGCCGUGCUGGCCCUGGACAAGAUCGCCAAGAGAGAGUGCAAGGUGCUGGUGGUGGCACCUGUCAAGUGACACCUCUGGGGACACCUGGGGACA